AUGAGUAAUACUUCCACUAACGAACAUAAAGGUCCCCCACAUGGAUCUAGUCGUGUUGCCGCUAUGAUUAAAGCACGGGAGAAAGAAGCUAAUGAAAGAAAGGGAUUUUCAAAACCUCUUAAAACAACUCCUCCAAAUCCUUCAACAUCUAACACAACACCUGUCUCGAAUCCAAAAGUAAAUCCACAAACUACCACUUUCAAAAACGUAAAACAAAGUCCACAUAAUACUUCAAAUACUUCACCUCAACCUUUUCUUCAGACACAAAAGCGGUUGGCUCUUCCAAAAAACACCGAAAUUCCACUCGAAGUCAAAGAAACAUCACACAAAAAGGAAAUCACCCCACGGCAAAUCGAAAUCAUCAGUGCAACACCACAAAAAGAUGACAAAGUUGGUUCCCCCAAACAAAAGAGUCAAUUGAAUCAAUUGGCACAAUCCACUCCAAUAACCACCAAAAAAGUUCCAUCACAAAAAAUCGACGUGAAAAUGACGGCAUCCACUACUCAACAGCAAACAACAGAUAGCACGGACACUUCAAAGAAAGAACAAGUCGAUAUCCAACACCCCGAAAAAGAUAUUUUGAACGACCAAAUUUUCAACUCAGCACAUUAUACACCGGACGAUGACUACGACAACGAAAUCAAAGAAAAACCACGGAAAACACUCAACGCGAAAAAAGUGACCAAAAAAUCAAAAAAGUCAAAAAAGAAACCGCAAAAAGUCGAGAAAGUCGAAAAGGAAGAAAAAGACGAAAAAAAUGAGACUGUCGCACCACAACAACAAGAAAAGCCAAUCGAAAAUUUAGAACUAAACACAACCGAAAUACCACAAGACGCUACUUUAGGUCAACCCGACAUCUUAAAUGAUCUUGAUUUUAACACGGCAAUUAGUGGAACAACUGAUGACGAUUACGAGAAAUCGGCUCCAAAAAAGCGUAAAGCCCUCAACGCGAAGAAACCCAAAUCGAAAAACGCGAAGAAAAAAAUGAGAAGUACGAAAAUUGACGAAAGCGACAGUUUGACGACGUCGACAGAAAUGUCGGAUACCGCCAACACAAAUGACGAAGUUAUAAAAGUCGAGAAGUCUCCACGGAACCUCAAAGGCGACGAAAAAAUGGUUCAAAGCUCGCCAAAUCAAAAAUUGCAAAGCGACACACCAAUUGAGAGAAAGAACUCGACGGGGUCAUUACAUAUGCCAUCACCAUCCGCUCCACCUAUUAACCCAUUUAACAUUAAAGAACAUAUCAGUGAAGAUAAGUUACAAAAUGAAGAUCCGAUGGUGACCAAAAUUCUGCGAGUCGAAGUAGAUAAGAAAGAGUUAGUCUACAACAUUGCGAAUUCGAUUGGAAGAGGGGCUUUUGGAGAAGUUUUAAAAGGGAUGAAUGCGGACUCUGGGGAGUUUGUAGCGAUCAAACAGAUGAAAGUGAACAAGAAAAGUGUGUUAAAAGAAGUUGAAGAAGAGAUCAAAUUAUUGAGGUUUUUGAAGAAUGAUUAUAUAGUGAGGUAUAUAGCGUCAACACAAAGCUUUGGAUGUUUAUAUAUAGUAAUGGAGUAUAUGGAGUCUGGGUCCUUAUUAAACAUUGUGAAACAAUUCAAACAAUUGAAUGAAGUCUUGACAGCGAAAUAUAUCUAUCAAGUGUUAAUAGGGUUAGAAUAUAUUCAUUCCCAAGGUAUAGUUCAUCGUGAUAUUAAAGCUGCUAAUAUAUUAGUUGCUAAAGAUGGAAGAGUCAAAAUUGCUGAUUUUGGAGUGUCGAUCCAAACAAGCGAUUUGGAAAAUGGGAACAGCGAAGACCCAAUUGGAACACCAAAUUGGAUGAGUCCUGAAGUGAUUCAAAUGCAAGGAACGACAGUCAAAGCAGACAUUUGGGCACUUGGUUGUACGAUUCUGGAAUUAAUUACUGGAAACCCUCCGUAUUGGGAUCUUAACCCGACGGCUGCACUGUAUAGAAUAUGUACAGAUGAUCACCCACCAUUUCCACUGAACGCAUCUCCACUUCUUAAAGUCUUGUUAUUGGACUGUUUUAAGACGGAUAUUAACAUCAGAGCGUCAUCAAAAGAAUUGUUAAGUAAUGAAUGGUUCUCUGCAAAUGGAGUCAAGUUGAUUGAUACGACUCCAAAGGUCUCAAGGCCUUUAACAUUAUCGAAACCCCCAACACUACCGAAGCCAAAGGGAAGCGUUGCAAUUGACUCAGUAAAGACUGGGGACAUCGACGACUGGGGCGAUGAAUAUGAAUUGGAGUUGAACGCCAAAGAACCAGCAAAUACACCAAAGAAGCAACUCACAACAAAAACAGUUGUAGCGACUACGGCAGAGGAUUUGGACUGGGGCGACGAUUUUGGACCGAACACGCCAACGAGUUUGAGCGGAACUUUGAAGGACAAAAGUGCUACUAAACAGAGUGUUACGCCACUUACAAAGAAGACUACUGCUGUUGAAAUAGAUGAUGAUUGGGGCGAUAUCGAAUUUCCAGAACCAAAGGGUGGGCAAAGUCCUAUAAAAUCGAAUGAAAGUGUGAAGAAGACGGACAGUGCUGAUGACAUCUUUGAGAAGAUGAAUGAAGACGACUCUGGGGAUGGAAUGAUGAAGAUAGCAGCUUUAGAUGCUGAAGUGAGUGUGAGUGAGAAGAAACAAAAGUUCUUAAGUUUGAUUAAAGACAUGUCACGAGUCAUCGAUUUGAUGCCAAAGGACUAUUCGGCACGAGUAGAGAAGAUUAUAAUGGAGUUGACGAAGGUGUGUUACGAGAAAGAGUUUACAGAGAUGGAUUCUAUAUUACAUAUGGUAGGGAUUAUGCCGGUGUUUGCUGUCUUAGAACGAGAGGAAUUUAGUAAUGUUGUUGAUUUGAGAUAUAAUGCUCUUAAAAUCAUUAAUACAGUCAUAUCCAAAAGUGGAAGAGGACGAAUGAAUAUCAUGUUAAGUGGUGGGAUGACGAUCAUUAACUUUGGACUCUCCCAAGCUAAGAUGAGUGAUAAAGUGUUGAGCGAGUUGACCAAAUUUGUGAGUGUGAUAUUAGCGGAUAAUACGAAUAAAUAUCAACUUGCGCAAAUGUUUAUUAAUUGUGGGGGGCUCACGAUAUUGAGUCAAAUUCUUGCGAUGAAAUACGACACGUUUUCGUUCAAUAUCGAAACUAUAUUGGAUGUUUUGAUCAAAUUUGUGAAAGCGCAGACGGAGGAUAUCACCAAUCGAAUAGAAAUUUGUUCGAGAAAUAUAAUAGUGUUAUUGUUUUUGAAAUACAAGAUCAUCGACACGUUGAUUCAAUUUGUGUGUAAAACAGUCGCAUUGAAGGAGUUUAAUGCGGCCUUGAAAGCGAUCACAUUAUUGAAUCAAAUAGUGGACAGUGUAGUGAAGAAUGAUAACACGUGGAUCAAGCCUGAGAUCUCCCAUCGUAUCAUUUUGAAUGAUUUGUUAUUAAUAAAAAUUGAUGAAAAGACGGUAGAUGCCAAUUAUGUCCAAGAAGAAGUCUUGUUUAAUAUUAGUCGACUGUGUAAGAAUAUGUUAAGUGAAAGUGACGAAGAGAUCAGAGAACAUCUUCUUGGAGCGAAGAUCAUCACUUUCUUGUUACGCGUGCUUGACAGGUGUAAUCGUCUUGACCCGGAAAUGAAAGAACGCGACAAGACCAAAACCUCAAAACCGAUAUUGAAGAAGAUGAUGAAGAAAGGGGUUAUUAACAAUGUCAUCCAAUGUCUUAACUGUAUUAUACUCAACGCACUGCCACUUGAGAAGAAGUUUUUCAGUGAAUUCUUGACCUUCCCCAAUGUAUUCAAUUUGCUUAAAAGCUAUUGUGAAACGGCAAAGAAUGAGUCUUCAGUGAUGAGUGAAGUGACUGUCGAUAUUAUGCUGAAAAUAGCGAGUGCUUUAACUAAAUCUAAUAAGUCUUCCGACUUCAUUAUUAACAAUGGGAUCACUUUCUUCAUCGACCACAUCGCAGUCAUCGGCCUCCGCGCGCACUUCUUCAGCGCAAUUCAAGCGUUAUAUUUGGCAAAUACAAAACGCGGGUUGGCGGAACUCUCUGUGGACAUUUCUGUUCUUCGGAUGGCGAAAAUAUUGAAAGCAGCGAAGUACGAAGACAAUGUGAGUUUGAAUGAACUGGGCGACUUCUACAGAAUGAUUUCGGACCAGAAGUUAAUAGCGGCCAAACUUGCAGAUUCCGUCUUUUUAAAUGCCUUCUCAUACGCCGUCCAGUCGAUUCCAACAGACCUCAUUGAAGCCAAAAAGAAAGGAGAAGAGUGCUUGAAACUCUUACUGAUUGCGCAUCCCGAUUUGGCGUCAUGUCCGUUCCACAAUAAGAUCAUCACUAAUUUGGAGUCUAUAAGAGAUGAUGGUCUUAAAGAUGGUAAAAUAGUUAUUUCUCGAAUGGCCGAAGAGUGUAUGGACAUUCUUAAUAAGGCAAGUAACGAUUCAAAUACUAAGAAAAUGCCUUCAAUCAGUAAACGAAUCAAAGACGACCACAACGCACAUAAACGUGGAGAGUCUUGGAUCGCUUCUUUCGGCACGAGAAAGGACAAAGACGAGACGAACUCCGAAGAAAAGAGUGAGAAAAGCGAGAAGAGUGAAGAUUCCAAAAAGUCCGAAAAGAGUGAGAAAUCAGAGGACUACAAAGAGCCAAAAACACCCAAGAGAACAAGUGGGUCAAACAUGAAGAAUUCAACAGUCCCACUCGACUCCCCAAGAGAUCAGAAAUCACCAGACCACCCUCAAAUCAAGAAAAGAGGGUUCUUGACCUUCGUAAAAAAAUAA
Entamoeba invadens IP1 is the source of this 4734-nucleotide messenger RNA. RefSeq names its product cell division control protein 15 , CDC15, putative. The transcript has a single exon. The record is from RefSeq and is a predicted model, not a curated record. The coding region runs from base 1 to 4734 and encodes 1577 amino acids. Gene Ontology annotation, biological process: protein phosphorylation. NCBI's taxonomy places the organism in Eukaryota, Evosea, Mastigamoebida, Endamoebidae. Gene Ontology annotation, molecular function: protein kinase activity; ATP binding.